UUUUCGUAUAAUUUUCGUACAGAGUACAGACUAUGUCCACUAGUACAGGAAAUAUUUCUCGUUUCGUUCGAACCGAAGUUCCUUAUUUGAAGAAUUAUAAAGCGUAUAUAGGAGGAAAAUGGAAGUCCGCAGCAAGCAAUACAACGUUCCCUGUAUAUAACCCUGCCAACGGCGUCAAACUAGCGGACGUUUCUAAUUCUGGUGAAGCUGAUGUUAAAGAUGCCGUUCAAGAAGCUGCACAAGCAUUUCAAAGUUGGAAAAAGAAAACAGCGAAGGAAAGAAGUCGUCAUCUUCAAAAAUGGAACAAUCUUCUCAUGGAAAAAAAGGAAGAUAUUGCAAAAAUAAUGACAUUGGAACAGGGAAAACCUUUGGCAGAAGCCAAAGGGGAACUGAUUUAUGGUGCUUCAUUUAUUGAAUGGUUUGCUGAAGAAGCAAAACGAGUUUAUGGUGACAUCAUCCCAGCUCCAGUGGCCAACACAAAAGUUAUUGUGAUGAAACAACCUAUUGGAGUAGCAGCACUUUGGACUCCAUGGAACUUUCCCUUGGCCAUGUUGACUCGUAAAGCUGCAGCUGCCCUUGCUGCUGGAUGCACUGUGGUCUGCAAGCCUGCAGAAGAUACACCACUAACUGCAUUGGCACUGGCUCAGUUAGCAGAAGAAGCAGGCAUUCCUGCAGGUGUGUUUAACAUAGUGCCUUGUUCACGUGAUAAUGUUGAUGAAGUCACUGAUGUUGUCAUGGAAAGUAACUUGGUUACAAAAUUUUCAUUCACUGGAUCAACUGUUGUUGGAAAGUUGUUAUUGAGGAAAUGUGCAGACACUGUGAAGAAGGUUUCUGUUGAGCUUGGAGGGAAUGCUGCGUGUAUUGUGUUCAACAGCGCUGAUGUUGACCUCGCUGUGAAGGGGAUUAUGUCAGCCAAGUUUAGAAAUACCGGACAAACGUGCAUCUCGCCUAAUAGAAUUUUUGUUCAAGAAGGAAUUUACGAUCAUUUCUCGAAAAGAUUAGUGGAAGAAAUGAAACGUUUGAUUGUUGGAGAUGGUUUAGACAAAAGCUCAAGUCAGGGACCUUUGAUUAAUGAAAAGGCGGUGAUAAAAGUUGAAAGACAUAUUAAAGAGUCUGUAGAACAAGGCGCUAAAGUAAUCUGUGGUGGAAAUAGACUAAAUGAACUGGGUGGGACGUUUUUUGAACCCACGAUCCUCACAGAUGUUACUAAUGAAAUGCCUGUGAGCCGCGAGGAGACCUUUGGGCCGAUAGCUCCACUUUUAAAGUUUGAAAACGAGGCCGAAGCCAUUGCAAUGGCAAACGCGACGUUUUCUGGACUAGCUGGAUAUUUUUAUUCCCAAGAUUUUAAACAAAUAUGGCGAGUGGCCGAAGCAUUGGAUGUAGGGAUGGUUGGAGUGAAUUCUGGGCUUCUUUCGUCCGAGGGGUCGCCGUUUGGAGGAAUGAAACAGUCUGGGAUUGGAACUGAGGCAUCCAAAUACGGAAUUAAUGAAUAUAUUGAAUUGAAAUCUGUCAGUUUUGGAGGAAUGUAAACAUAAUGGCAACGUGGUAGUAUUGGUCUGAAGUGGUAAAUGUUUCUGAUAGAGCCAGCAGGCGUUAAGAUAAAACUGUUAAAAAUAUGUACGAUGUAUCUAGCUAUUAAAAUAUUAUGUAUAAAGGGUCCCCUGACGAAGGCCUUUAGGUCGAAACGUCGAGAAGUGUUUCUGUCUAUUUUUAGCAGUUGUUAUACCAUAUUUGAUGCGAAGUAGUUUGAAGACGCUUCUACGAUGCUUCCUGGUUUUAUUGGAACAUAUAUUUCAUUUAAGGCUUGCCAGACAGCGAUCCUCUUUGUCGGUGACCAUUGAGACAUAAAAUGUUUUGUCCAUCGGAAAUGACCCUUCAGGCUACAUCAUUGGACUCAGACUAUGUCGCAAAGUGUCGGUUCUAAGCAUAGAUAUCUAUGUUUCUAAGUUGCAGUGAACCACACUAUGAGUCUCUAUCAUCUCUGUAAUUAUCUUACAUGAGUUACCAACAGAUUUCAAAAUAGCGUCUAACAUGAGUAGGACUUGGAAGUUGGAACAACCUCGCAGGCCAGGCUUUUCUACCCACACGCGUGAAAAUCGUCAUGUCGAUGCAAGUUGUUAAAAACAGGAGUGAACAAUGUUGUGCUG
Messenger RNA from Dendronephthya gigantea, 2147 nucleotides. RefSeq names its product succinate-semialdehyde dehydrogenase, mitochondrial-like. The transcript is spliced from 10 exons. Bases 33 to 1529 code for a protein of 498 amino acids. NCBI's taxonomy places the organism in Eukaryota, Metazoa, Cnidaria, Anthozoa, Malacalcyonacea, Nephtheidae. Gene Ontology annotation, molecular function: succinate-semialdehyde dehydrogenase (NAD+) activity. Gene Ontology annotation, biological process: GABA catabolic process. The record is from RefSeq and is a predicted model, not a curated record.